GCUGUUAAUUUACGGUCGGGUAUACCGACGUUCAGGCUUGUUCAGUUUUGGUUCGGUCGUGUAGGUUUAUGCUACCGUUACGUGGAUAGUCGAAUACUGAGUAAAAUAACAGGAUGAAGGGUACUGUGCUGUACCUGUUGGCAACCUGCGUUUGCUGUGCUCUUGCGAGUCCGAUAGAUCUGCUUAAGCCAGCAGCUGCCGCUGACGAGAUUAUCCCUCGUGCCGAACUAGAGGAAUACCGUCUUAAUGCUGACGUGCAACCUUCGCACUAUGAUAUCGAGCUAACACCGUACUUCGAAGAUGAAGGCACCCACACGGCCUUCACAUUCGAUGGAAUCUCCAUGAUGACGUUCAAGGUAACCAGGGCCGGUGUUACCAGCAUUGUACUGCACAAAUUGAAGAUCGAUAUCACAUCGUGGUCCCUGAAGCUUGCAAGUAAUAGCGCAGAUGUACCCCAUGGUGAAGCUACGUACGAUGAGGAGACUCACAAACUCAGCAUUCCGGUCACUCAGCCCCUGGCACAAAAUACGGACUAUGUACUGAUUUUCAACUAUGUCGGUAUUUUGGAUGACGACAUGCAUGGAUUCUACAGGAGCUACUAUAAUGUCAAUGGAAAGAAAGUUUGGAUGGCAUCUACUCAGUUUCAACAGACUCACGCCCGACGUGCGUUUCCAUGCCUAGACGAACCAGGUUUCAGGUCAACGUUCCAGGUUGUGAUCAAUCGCCCUGCGAACUACAAAGCGUUUUCCAACACUCCAGUUAUUAGGAAUACUACCUUGAGUAACGGUCGCAUUCAGGACCAGUUUGCGCGGACUCCUGCCAUGGCAACGUAUUUGCUGGCGUUCAUUGUAGCUGAUUAUGUAGUUAAUGAGAAGGAUCAAAUGGGUAUUCUGGCUCGUCCGGAAGCUCUGAACCAGACUGACUACAGCCUGAAGGCAGGAAUUGAUAUUCUGGCAGCACUGGAACAAUGGAUUGAUUACCCGUAUUCGGACGUCCCUGAGAUGACGCGAAUGUAUAUGUCAGCCAUUCCUGACUUCUCUGCAGGUGCCAUGGAAAACUGGGGACUGUUGACUUAUCGUGAAUCAAACAUCCUGUAUAGAAGUGAUGACUCCACUAGCAUGCAACAACAGCGUAUCGCUGCAGUAAUUGCUCAUGAAAUCGCUCACCAGUGGUAUGGAGAUCUUGUGACAUGUGAAUGGUGGGAUGUAACAUGGCUCAACGAAGGCUUCGCACGGUAUUUCCAAUAUUUCGGUACAGCUCAGGUGGAGCAACACUGGGACUUGGAGCAUCAAUUUGUCGUUGAACAGCUGCAAGGUGUUAUGCAGAUGGAUAGCUUGGAAAGUACGCACCCCAUGACGCACAAUGUUUACACGCCAUCUCAGGUCAGCGGUAUGUUCGAUAGUAUUUCGUACAACAAAGGUGCAGUUACGCUGCGAAUGGUUGAACACAUUCUGACUACCGAGAAGUUUAUAAACGCCAACCGACAGUAUAUCAAGGAACGGGUGUUCAAAUCUACUAGGCCGGAGAAUCUGUUUGAGGCGUACAAUAAUCAUGGAGAUCCUGCGAUCGGAGCAUUUAUGGAACCAUGGACCGUUCAAUCUGGAUACCCACUGGUAACCGUGAUUGGAAACAACGAUGGCUACUCUAUUUCACAGCAAAGAUUCCUGAUUAACAAUAUGACCCAUGAUGACAAGACUUUGUGGCCACUUCCGAUCACAUAUGCUACCAAGGAAGCUGACUUUGCGAAUACCAAACCGACGAUAGUAAAUACUGCUACAUACAAAAUCACUAUCACGAAGCCAGAGGAGUUGCCAUAUUUCAUUCUUAAUAAUCAGCAAGUGGGAUACUACCGAGUCAACUAUGAUGCAGACAAUUGGGCCAAAAUCAGUGCCGCUCUUCGCAUGGAGAACUUUGGAGGAAUCCAUGUGCUUAACAGAGCUCAAAUUGUGGAUGACUUGCUCAAUUUUGCACGGGCCGGCAUUGUAAAGUACGAUACGGCUCUGGAGAUUCUGGAUUAUCUUCAGGAUGAAACCGAAUAUGCACCAUGGUUGGCAGCUGUUAAUGGAUUGACUCUCCUGUCGCGAAGGAUUCACCCUGAAGAUGAUGAGAAGUUUGCCAGAUACAUUGUCCAUCUGUUUAGCAAGGCAUACGGCAUGGUCAAGUUUGAAGCGCCAUCCGCCGAAGAAAAGCGAGUUUUCACCUAUCUCCGUAUCAACGUCCUCCAGUGGGCUUGCAACUACGGUCACGCGGAAUGCAAGAAGGCUGCCGUCGAAGAAUUCGUCCGCUUCUAUGAGAAUCCUGCCCAGAAGGUUCAUCCCGAUCUCCGUCAGGUAGUCUACUGCGAGGGAAUCCGCCAGGGAACAGACGAGCAUUUUAACUUCCUUUGGAAUCAAUUCCUAACCUCUAAUAUGGCAACCGAACAGAUACUAAUUCUGCAAGGUCUCGGAUGUGCUCAGGAUAGGGAGCAAAUUUUCACAUUAAUGGACGCAAUCACUUCCGAUGACAUCCGACCACAGGACAAAGGCACUGCUUUUUCAUAUCUGUUGGCAAACUACUACACCCUGGACCAUAUGGCCGAAUACCUGCGUACUUACUACGUUCGAUGGGCAAACGCUCACGGUUCCUACCUGAAUGUGGCAUCUGCGUUCAACAAUCUGCUCGCGCGGAUGAAGACCGAUGAACAGAUGUGGCGGAUACGGUCGUUUGCUGCCCGAAAUGAGGAAGUUUUCGGAGAAGCUGCAUUCAAUUCUAUCGAACGUGGUGUAGCGGAUUAUUUCACGAACAAAGAAUUCACCGAGAAGCAUCGCGCUGUAAUUGGUAACUUCCUGGACAAGGAGCUGAAAGAUAACUCAAGUGCCGGAAAGACGACCGUCAGUAUGGUCGCUUUGGUUGCCGUCGUGAUGGCUUUGCUAUUUUAGGUUAACUUUUCGGUGACUACAUAGUAGUGUUCAUAUUAGUUCCAUCCAAAAUGUGCCAUCCAUUGUACAUAAU
Messenger RNA from Ochlerotatus camptorhynchus, 2991 nucleotides. RefSeq names its product membrane alanyl aminopeptidase-like. Gene Ontology annotation, molecular function: zinc ion binding; metalloaminopeptidase activity; peptide binding. The transcript is spliced from 7 exons. Gene Ontology annotation, cellular component: cytoplasm. Gene Ontology annotation, biological process: proteolysis; peptide catabolic process. The coding region runs from base 114 to 2918 and encodes 934 amino acids. NCBI's taxonomy places the organism in Eukaryota, Metazoa, Arthropoda, Insecta, Diptera, Culicidae. The record is from RefSeq and is a predicted model, not a curated record.